Messenger RNA from Coffea arabica (coffee), 909 nucleotides. The record is from RefSeq and is a predicted model, not a curated record. NCBI's taxonomy places the organism in Eukaryota, Viridiplantae, Streptophyta, Magnoliopsida, Gentianales, Rubiaceae.
AUGUGUGAGCUGGAAAAGGUGGGAGAGCUCAAAAGUCAUCAAAGAUGGAAUAGGAAUAUCAUCUUCAGAAAUUUUAACAGACAUGAUGCGCACAAAAUUCUAGCUAUUCCCUUGAGUCUUUCAGAGAGGAAGGAUAGCUUUUAUUGGCAACCAAAGGCGAGAGGGCAAUACACUAUCAACUCGGGCUACAAACUCCUGAUGAAGCAAAGCAGAAAAAGAAAAACGGGUAAUCCUAAUGGAGCAAGUUCCAGUUAUGCAGAAAGUAGCCCUCAAGUUAUUCAAAUGUGGAACACUCUGUGGAGUUUAAACAUUAAGCACAAGAUCAAGUUCUUCAUUUGGAAAUGCAUUCAAGGAGCUCUGCCAGUGAAGGAAGCUGUGAGGAGGAGAACGGGCCAAGGUGAUCCUACUUGCACAACUUGUGAAACUGCACAGGAAACUGUAGAACACCUCCUAUUGACCUGUCCUCAUUCGAUGAACAUUUGGAAGGCAGCUCCUAUUCAGUGGGAUGGGGCAAAGGAUCAACAAGGGAACUUCAAACGAUGGUGGCUAAGGAUUUCAGAAGCAAGGCAUAGACCAGAGGGGUUGGAACAUAUUGGUUUAACUGCUAAUAUCCUGUGGCAGGUGUGGAAAGAAAAAAAUAAGAGAGAAUUCGAGAAAUCAGAUAUAGUUACACCUUUCAAAACAAUAGCAAGAGCACACAAGGAUUGGAUGGAACAGCUGCAGGAAGAGGUCACAGAAGUUGAAAAGAGCACAAAAGAAACAGUCCCUAGACUAGAUUUGCAAGAUCAGAAUUAUACAAAUGAGGGAGCUGUGAUAAUGGAGAUAGAAACAACAAAGAAAAAAGGACAGCAUAAGGUUGGGAUAGGAAUCACAGUUAAGGCAUAUGCAAGGAAUAGAAUGACAGGGUGA